UAACUUUUGUUAAAAUUAUUUUCUGAAAUUACCGUUAAAUAUCGCUAUAUAUAAGUAUAAAAGGUAAUGUUUGAGGUUACGUUAAUAAUUAUUACUCGAAUCAAAAAAUGUUUCAAAUAAUAUUUGUUAAGAAUUUAAUAAGAAAUAACUUUUAUUCAAAUGAUUUUCUGAAAUUCCCGAUAUAUAUCGCUAUAUACAAGUAUACAAAGUAACAUUUGAGGUUAUGUUAAUAAUUAUGACACCAAUUAAGAAAUGUUUAAAAUAAUUUGUUUGAGUGUAUUUUUAAUUUUUAAAUAUUCACUUUAUCUGUUAUUAGAUUAAGUUUGAAGUUGAAUUUCCUAUAUAAAUAAUUUAUUUGAAAUAAUGUCAACAAAAAAUAAUUUUAUUUUGAGGUUAUGUUUCAAUUUAACAUCAAAAUUUCAAUUUAGAGGUUAGAUUUGCUUGAAUCGAUUCUGCUAUACACGAAUAUUUUUUUAAUAAGAAGUAUAAAGUAACGUUAUGUUGUAAUUAUCAUAAUUAAUAGUAAUUAGUUACUCAUUUUUUUUGCAGGAAUUAAAUUAUCCUUAAACUCCUAAAUUCUCUUUAAAAAUCGAAAUAAAAAGGAAUAAACGAAGUGGUACGUAGUAUAUUUCAGGGGAAUUUCAGGGCGAACGGAUCGAAUGAGAUCAUAAGGUCAAAUGUCGAAAGUUCGCGAAUCGUGUUUGACCUGCCAAAACAUCUUCAACCUCACUCAACAUUUUUUUUCAAAAUUUUAUUCCAGAGUGAUAUUUUCGAAUAUCUACAUGAAAAAAAAACAAAAAAUCAAAUUGUUUUGUUGACGUUUUUCUUGACACCGAAACGUGACGUAUUCUAAAAGAAUAAAACUCUUAAAAUGUCCGAAAUCGAAUCUUCUUCAAAAGUCUCACCCCGAAAAGACCUAUUUCCACAAAUGGAAUCGGUUCUUCAAGAACACUCAACCGGCAUAAAAGUUUUCGGUUCCGAAGAAGACGAGGUUUUAUGUCUUUAUCAUUACCCUCCCGAGAGUCAUCGAAACGAAGAUAAAUUGAGUACUUCGUCUUUGAACAUCAUCGAAAAAUUAAAAAAGCAUACUUCAACUAAUGAUAUUCCUAUCGAUAUUAUUAAUGUUAUGGAUAAAGCUCGGAUUAUUAACGAACGCAAUAAUGGUAUGAAUAAAGAGAAAGUUGAAAGAUUCAAAUUGUUUAGGUCGACGUCUUCGCUUGAUGCAAAAAGGUGCUCAUUAUGUUUUGAGGAGAGAAAUAAACUUUAUAGCACAUCUUAUGCAAGUACAGAAAAAACAUAUUCGAAUGUUAAUUUAGGACAUCCCGCGUAUGUACCAAAAAAUGUACCACUUUUGGUACCGAAAAAUAAUUACGUUCAACAAAUGCAACCGUUAAUUGAAGAUAAAGAAAGAAAUGAUUGCCAACAGUUUCAAAAUUACCAAAAUGAAGCAGUUUUGCAACAACAAGAAUUUGUAAGUUAUCAUCCAAAUCAGUGUUAUGAAAACUUAAUAAAUAGAAAUGUUGGUCAAUCUUCGCCGAUGAUGUCAAAUUAUCAUCAAGAAUAUGUUCAGUCUCCUGGUUGGAAUGGUUGCUAUCAAAAUAAUGUUCAUCAAGUUUAUAAUGCCCCAGCAAUGAUGUAUUCUCAUCCUCCAUUGUUGAAUGCAAAUUAUAACCAAAUGCAACCCCCUGUUGGGUUAUCAUACAAUGGUUUGGUAAGCAAUCAAAACAAUUAUCAUCAAGUAUACGGUUCAUUUGCACCACAAGAAUCACAAGAAAUGAAGAUAAACUAUUAUCAAACUCAACCCGUCAACACAAAUAUUGUUUAUCAAAAUCAUUUAGCCCCUCAAACAAAAUAUGUUGUCCCUCCCUUAUUGUUGAAUGAAGUUAACGAAGUUAAAUCGAAACCUCAAAUACCUCAAGCUCCGAGUGAUGUCUCGGGGAGACGACAUCAUCAAGUUAAAAACGAAAAUAGUGCGUAUAAAUUAAUUAUGAAACCCAUUAAAGAGGAUGUCCCGAUAAAACCUAAAAAGUCUCAUCGAAAUGAUCACAACAAAAUUUAUAGUUAUGAAGAGGUUUAUCACGAAUUACAACCUCCAUCGGAUCAGGAACAACAAAAACAUGGGGAAUAUGACAAGAAUUAUAAUCGUCAUAAAUAUGAGGAGAGAAGAACGAAAAAAAUCGAUAACGAAGAUUCUUCUAAUGAUGAUUAUGAAGUGGAGGUGCCAAAAAAACAUUAUCGUCGUAAUAGAUGUAAAAAAACAAUUUUAGAUGUUGAACCUUCUGAUGAAGAUGAUGUGAAACCCAAAAUUCAUCAUCAUUCAAGAAAGGUAAAGAAUUGUCCUCGUUAUGAAGGUAAUGUUGUGGAUAAUGAUGUUACUCAUGAAGUAGAGGUGCAAAAAGAGCGUUAUCAUCAUGAAGGAAGGAAAGAAAAACGAAAUCAUGCCAGAAAAUCAGAAAAGAUCCAGAACCAAGAAGUUCAGUCACAGAAGCAUCAUCAAAGUAGGAGAAAAAAACACACUGAGAUUCAUUAUGAAUCGAAAAAAGAAAAGAGUCACCUUGAUAUGAGGAAACAAAAAGAGUCAGAAAGAAAAGAUGUUCAAUAUCAUGUUAAAAAAUCAAUUCCAAAAGAUGAAUCUUUUCAUCAUCUUGAAAAUAUUGGAAAACCUUUACCAGAAGCCAUCGAAAUAAAGGUUACAGUUGAUCCAAAAUUUAUACGUCGAAAUAAAAAGCGUAGAAAAUCAAUCCAUUAUAACAAAGACUAUGGGAAAACAAGCAUGAAUAUAAAUCAAGAUCUUUUAGAAACGAAAACUUUUUCGGAUUUGGAAGAAUUUUAUUCAACAAUGGAGGUUCCGCGAAUAAUUCGAAUCGAAACGAAUAAAAAUCUGUAUAAAGAUAUCAACGAGGAAAGAUUGAAAAAUAAUAACGCUCCACUAAUUGGACUUUGGUACCACAAUAAACUUUUCGAAAAAAUCCCAUCUCCAAGAUGUCGAAGGUCGUCUAAGUAUCCAAUUUAUUACAAAGCUUCUCGUUCGCGAACCAAUUAUGUGAGAGAUAAAUUUAAAUGGGAAUCAACAAAUUUAAUACCUAUUUCUUUAAUUAAAUCCCCAUCAUCUGAAGUUUACUCCGAUUUUGAUUGCUCUUCAUUAACCAGCGAAAAUCAGGAAGUUUUAGACGCUGAAGAAUUGGGUACUUUAGAAAAUGAUAAAUAUAUAAGUGACGCUAAACCGGAAAGUGAGAAUGAAAGUGAAGAAGAUGAUGUUGAGAAUGAAAUUGAUGAUGAUGGAGUUGAAGAAGAGGUUGAAGAAGAAGAAGUUGAAGAAGAUGAAAUUGAAGAAAAUGAGGUUGAAGAAGACGAAGUUGAAGAAGGCGAAGUUGAAGAAGAUGAGGUCGAAGAAGAUGAGGUUGAAGAAGAUGAGGUUGAAGAAGAUGAAGUUGAAGAUGAUGAAAUUGAAGAUGACGAAAUUUCACAUAGCGCGGUUUACGGUUCUCGAUCAAAAAAAGUUUCUAAACUUAAAGUAACUUUUGCUAAAAGUUUAGAAAUUGCAGAUACACGAUCGAUAAAUGAAGAAAUUGAUGAUGAAGUCGAAGAAGAUUCUGUUAAAGCUGUUUCCGAUGUUGAGGAAGUCGUUGAAGAUGUUAAAAUCGAUCGAGUUUCGCAACAGUGUAAUGUUACUGAAAGUGUUCAACUUGAAAAAAUUAAAAAAACUAAAAACCACCGAGUUACAGAAAUGGUUCAAAAAUUUGAAUCAAACAUAUCAAAAAAAAAUAAUGUUAAAAAAGUAAAAGAAAUACAUGGUAAUCCACAUAAGCACAGAGAACAACCACCGAAAAAACAUAAAUUUGUUGAAAAAUAUGAUGUUAAUUGUGACACUAUUCAGUCAAGUUCAUCGUUAUAUGACAUUGAAUCAUUACCAACUGAUAUAAACUUACAACAGGUGCCAACACCAGAAAAUAAAAACGUCGUUUACACACCAGAAAGUUUUAAACAAACUAUAAGACAAUACGUUAUAACAAUAUAUGAAUUGCAAAAUGCAUCAGAAGAAAUGAUAGACGCCAAAUAUGAAGAGUUUAAAAAUGCGUGUUAUCAAAUGGGGUACGGUCAUUAUUUUGAAACGUAUCAAAUUCCCGAUAUUAAACAAGAACCAGAAGACAAUUUAAAACCACAAGAAUAUUUAACACAGGCAAAUGUUAAUCAAGAACAAUAUUUAAAAUCGGAAGGAUAUUUAGGAGAAGAUGAAAAUUUGAGGCAAGAAAAUUUGACACAAGAUAAUUUGAGACAAGAUUAUUUGUUGCAAGAAGAAAUUUUAAAACAAGAAGUACAUUCAAAAGAUUUAAAUUUAAAUACGGAUGAAAAUCAAACACAAGUGGUACCAACAAAACCUACAAAACUGAGAGUAAAAAAAUCACGAAAAUCAUCAAAACCUGUUCAAAAAUGUGGUGUUCAAGAACGUGGUCAACGUAUUUGUAAUCAAUCAACAAAUUUAGGAUAAAUAAAAUAUUAAAAAAAUAAUAAAUAAAAUAAAACAUCUUUUAUCAAUUA
Messenger RNA from Onthophagus taurus, 4539 nucleotides. RefSeq lists its product as uncharacterized. The record is from RefSeq and is a predicted model, not a curated record. Lineage: Eukaryota; Metazoa; Arthropoda; Insecta; Coleoptera; Scarabaeidae.